GAAUCUGCCUCUCAAUAUUCAACAAUCAACAAUCUCAAUUCAACAGACUCCACUCAAGCAAAUAGAGUCUCCAGCAAAUAACAGUGAAAUGCAAUUCAUCUGAUGGCAAAUGGCUUGCUUCUGGUCUCAUCAAAACGAAACAAAAAUAGAAAUACCAUCCACUGAAGAAAUUAGUAAUGUUAUAUAUUAUAAAAUCAGAGUAUAUGUUGGAGUUUACACCUGGACAGUAAACCACAGAUAUAGUGAAUUCUUUGACCUCAAUAGUCAACUUGUCAUUGAUCAUGGAGUGUCCAAGGAUAUUUUACCCUCAAAGAGAGUGAUAGGUAACAAGUGCCCCAUAUUCAUUGAAAGUCGAAAAAUGGGUCUCCAAGAAUACUUACAGAAAACAUUGAUAUUUCUUAAGAGAACAAUGCCUAAAAUUUUCGUAGACUUCCUGCAUUUCAACUUGUAUGAUAUAUACUUUUUACUCCAAGAUUUGUCAUCAAAGCUUUUCUUAGAAGCUGAUUUUAUUCUGUCCUCCAACAAGCCUUAUCAGUUCAAAACUCUGGAAUUGCAUGCUAUAAGUCAAUUCCUCAAAAAACCUCUACUAGAUAGUACUGAAAUUAGGUUAGAUAUUGGUCCAGUUUUAGACUUCUGCUCACAACUGAAGUCUAUAAGUGUCAUUGGGGGUUCCAGUGCAUAUUUAGAUAGCAACAUCAUUUUCAGUAUGCUACCUUUUGAACUCUCAUCAUUCAAGGAACUCAAGAGCUUAUCAAUGAAACAAGUAAAUUUUGAAGUAAUUUUUUCACUAGGAAAUCUGAGGAAUACUAUUGAGAAUUUGCAAGUGAACAAUACAUCUAUUUCAAGCAUUUCUCAGGUUUUACAGUGUGAUGUCAUACACAAACAUAAUCUGGAAGGUAGUGAGAAAUGGACUGUGCUUGAAUAUCUUGACUUGGGCAACAAUAAUUUAACAGAUAUUGACAUGACUAUCAGAUUAGCACCAAAACUGAAGAACAUAUCUCUGGUUGAUAAUAAAAUAUCAACAAUUACUAAUCUUUCCCAUUUGCCCCAUUUAUCUCAUUUGAGUCUUGCUAAUAAUUUGAUGACAAUUUGUAAUGAUUUACACACAAAAAUAGGGAACAUACUGAGUGUAAACUUGUCCCAGAAUAGUUUGACUUCCUGUAUAGGUUUCAGUAAGUUAUAUUCCUUGGAAACUCUUGAUUUGAGUUGCAAUAAAAUAACAGAGAUUGAAGAAAUAGCCCAUAUAGGUGAUUUGCCGUGUUUAGAGAAUUUAUUAUUGACAGGAAAUAGUGUAGCUACUACAGUUGAUUAUAGAGUGAAAGUGUUGGAAUAUUUUGGUGAUAAAGCAAAAAAUAUCUGUUUGGAUAAUGAGAAACCCUCACAAGCUGAAUUAGAUAAAGUUUCAGUCUUAAGAGCAUUGAGAAUUGUUAGAGAGGGCAAAACACCCGAUUUUGUGGCCUAAAAAUACUCCACCUAUUAUGGAUUAGAUUUUUAAUUAUUUUCAUAACCAAGAAAAGGAAAUAGCUUUAUUAAUAUGGCUUUAAAAGUAGUGUUUUAUAUUUCUACGAUUUUGAGAUUUCAUAAGUAUAUAAUACUUAUAUAAUAAUGAUAUUGUAUAUUGAAAUUUAUUUAUUAUGAAAUGUUGAAAAAUAUAUUACCUAUUUCAA
Phaedon cochleariae (mustard beetle) is the source of this 1667-nucleotide messenger RNA. The record is from the annotation of a GenBank genome assembly. Lineage: Eukaryota; Metazoa; Arthropoda; Insecta; Coleoptera; Chrysomelidae.